Molecule: messenger RNA, 366 nt
Organism: Kwoniella shivajii
Lineage: Eukaryota; Fungi; Basidiomycota; Tremellomycetes; Tremellales; Cryptococcaceae
Exons: 6
Coding region: 1-366 (121 amino acids)
Source: RefSeq, a predicted model, not a curated record
AUGCCAAAGCCGGAACUCGAAUUCAAGCCUACUCAUCAGUUCCCAUGGGACAGGAAGCAAGGCUUCGCACAACAGAUCCUAGCGCACGAUUUUGAGACCGGUGACAUUACCAAGAUUGUCUCGCGAGAUCCAGGUCACGAACAGUUCGGUCCUGCACAGGUUCAUGAGGACUUCUGGGAAGAGGUUUAUAUCCUUUCUGGGUCCAUUUACGACAAAGCGUUGAAGCAAUGGUUCACUGCCGGUUCAUAUUGCUGUCGACCGCCUGGAAUGGUUCACGGUCCAUACACUUCAUGCCCCAAUGAGGGUGUGAAAAUGCUCGUCAAUGUGCGAUAUGUACGUAAAUCAGAUCUACCUGAAAACUCUUGA